AAGAUCAGCUCUUUGACUCGCCCAGCAUCUCCAGACAGGAAAGCUGAGGCUAUAAUCUGUCGCUGAAGUAAAGGAAAUAACGUGAUUAUCGUCUUUAAUCUGAAUCAUGAAGAUUCUGUUUCUUUGUGCCUUGCUGGCUCUGAGUCAAGCUGCAGAUGUCAGAGAGGAACUUGAGAUUGAGGAAACUUUUCAUGAAGCUCUUCUUCCUGAAGCUGAAGCUGGAAACUGGACAGAACCAGCAGAUGUAGAAAAUGAACCUGCUGCUGAGGAGAAUGCUGCACAGGAAGCAGAUGACCUGCUUAGGAGUUCUUGUCCUGCUGGUUGGUUUAAGUUCAAACAUCGCUGCUUCAUCUUCAUUCCAAGAGCCAUGACUUGGGCGAGAGCUCAGAGAAACUGUGUGUCUUUGCAGGCAACCCUUGCAUCCGUCCAUAACUUUGAGGAGUAUCAUUCCAUUCAGAGGUUGAUAAUAGCUUCAACUCACAUGUCACCAGCAACAUGGAUUGGAGGCUCUGAUGCGCAGGAGGAUAGGUUGUGGCUGUGGAGUGAUGGAAGUCCCUUCCACUACUCAAACUGGUGUUCAGGAGAGCCAAGUAAUUCCAAAGACCAGAAUUGCCUACAGAUGAACUAUGGAGGAUCUAAGUGCUGGGAUGAUGUGUGGUGCAACGGGAAUCUUCCUUCCAUCUGCGCCAAAAACGUCUGAGGUCAGACAUGCCACAAACAGGAGUGGAUGAUUGGAUAUGUUUUGCUCCUUUUUACACUUUAGUCUAACUAAAAACUGUUUUUGUUAUUUUCCAGUGAUGUAAGAGUUUGUUUUUUUUUUCUCUGUAGUAUAACUGAAGGAAUGUCUAGCAAACCUAGUGUGUACUUGUAUAAUAAAUCAUUAUAGCCCAAGGUUCUGGUUUGAGUAAAAAAAUAAAUUUUUUAACAAUUAAA
Molecule: messenger RNA, 933 nt
Organism: Girardinichthys multiradiatus
Lineage: Eukaryota; Metazoa; Chordata; Actinopteri; Cyprinodontiformes; Goodeidae
Product: ladderlectin-like
Exons: 9
Coding region: 107-700 (197 amino acids)
Molecular function (GO): signaling receptor activity
Source: RefSeq, a predicted model, not a curated record